Molecule: messenger RNA, 294 nt
Organism: Microthlaspi erraticum
Lineage: Eukaryota; Viridiplantae; Streptophyta; Magnoliopsida; Brassicales; Brassicaceae
Source: the annotation of a GenBank genome assembly
AUGAUCGAUCUCUUGACCCUAGUUAAGCUUGAUGUUGCUUCCAAAUAUCAAGAGUUGCUGAACAAGAGCAUGAGAAUUGAAGAUACUAGCUAUGGCAAUAGCAAACAUCUUGGAUCGAUCUACAACCGCCUACAAGCCCUUGAAGGAUCAUCUCAUGCCAAUUACAAGAGAGAGAGGAGUCCAACACCCAACCACCCUCCCUUUUAUUGCAAUGCCAUCACAAGAAGAAGCACUACUCAAGUCCAUGAGGACAAUGAAGAAGAAGAAAGAGAGUAUGAGGAACAACUUGAAUGA